This is a messenger RNA of Colletes gigas, 1594 nucleotides long. It is a transcript of the gene Wwox, whose product is annotated as WW domain-containing oxidoreductase. The coding region runs from base 318 to 1574 and encodes 418 amino acids. The record is from RefSeq and is a predicted model, not a curated record. The transcript has 7 exons. Gene Ontology annotation, molecular function: protein binding. Lineage: Eukaryota; Metazoa; Arthropoda; Insecta; Hymenoptera; Colletidae.
UUCUUCUGGCAUGUAUGUUGUAAAGUCAUUAGCGACUAUGUACAUACAAAUUAGUAUGUAUGCAUAUACAUAGUCAUAAGCUUCUAGUAUAAUAGCAAAAUCAUGACUUCUAGUUCUACUUGAAAAGGAGCCUUUAUUAUAUUGUUUUUCUCCAGUUUUGACGUUGGUAAUACAUAUUACAUAUAGAUACAUACAUGUUAUUAUAUAUAUAUGAAUUUAUGUCAAGUACACGAAUUAAUGCGCCUGAUAAACACUGACAAAGCAAUUAAUGAGUAGAUGCAAGUCUAUGUAAAAACAGCAAAUAAUCAUUGAAGAAAAUGGUAGGCAUUUUAAAUGAUUCUGACAGUGAAGAUGAAUUACCUCCUGGAUGGGAGGAAAUGACAACUAUUGACGGAAACGUCUAUUAUGUAAACCAUUAUACGAAAGGUACACAAUGGACACAUCCUAGGACCGGUCGUAAAAAGAUUGUUGAAGGGGAAUUACCAUCUGGAUGGGAGAGAUGUGCAUUAGAUGAUGGUAAAGUUUUAUUCGUUGAUCAUGCAAAUCGUACAACAACAUAUACUGAUCCACGACUUGCAUUUGCUACGGAAUAUAGAGAAUUAUCACAACCUGUACGGCAACGGUUUGAUGGAAGUAGUACAGCAUUAUCUGUUCUAUAUGGUCGAGAUUUAAGAGGCAAAAUUGCCAUUGUUACAGGAGCCAAUACAGGCAUAGGAUUUGAAACUGCCAGAUCAUUAGCUUUGCAUGGUUGCAAAGUUAUUUUAGCUUGCAGAGAUUUAAAAAAAGGCGAAGAAGCAGUACAGAAAAUACAACAAGAAGUGGAAAAUGUAACAUGUGAAACAUUACACUUAGAUUUAUCCUCAUUACAUAGUGUUAAAGAAGCAGCUGAAAAAUUUAAACAAAAAUAUGGAACAUUAAAUAUUCUUAUAUUAAAUGCUGGAGUUUUUGCAAUUCCUUACGAAAUUACAAAAGAUGGUUAUGAAACAACAUUUCAAGUGAAUCAUCUUUCUCAGUUUUAUUUUACACUUUUGUUAGAACAUCCAAUUCGAAAUUGUCCUAAUUCUAGGAUAGUGGUGGUGUCAAGCGAAUCUCACAGAUUUUCAUCGCUUCGAACAGCGGAUGAUUUUCAUCAAUUAACUCUUUCCCCUCCUGCAUACAAGUAUUGGUUUAUGGGAGCUUAUAAUGAUUCGAAACUAUGUAAUAUUUUGUUUGCACAAGAAUUGGCGAAACGUUGGUCUUCUGUGAGCGUAUUUAGUUGCCACCCUGGAAACAUGGUUUCAUCUUCACUAUCCCGUUAUUCGUGGAUAUUACGAUUUUUGUUCAUGCUAGUGCGACCUUUCACAAAAUCACUGCAACAAGCAGCAAGUACAUCAGUUUUCUGUGCAACUGCACCUGAACUGGAAGGUGUAACUGGAGUUUAUUUCAAUAAUUGUUACCGUUGUGAUCCAUCAAAUGCAGCAUUAGAUCCUGCACUUGCAAUAAGAUUAUGGUCUGUUAGUCAAGAAAUGAUAAUAAGUGUUAUGAAGAAAGACAAACUUUGGGAAACGUUAGCGCUAAAGCAGCACAUGCUUUAAUAAAAUGUAACUAUAAAUGA